AUGGGUUCUUGCAUUAGCAAAUGCAGGCCCAGAAGACACAUGAUAGAUGAACUCAAUCAUGUCCAAGACAAGCUGGUAAUCUCACAAGCUCCAUCUAGAUUAGCUGCUCCUCCAAUUUCUGCUUCAAACAAAAUCUCCCCCUCUCCUCCAUCCCCUUCCAAUUCCACUUCCUCUGCUUCUUCCUUCACUUGCACCACCAACACAAGCACUUCCCACACCAGCAGCUCACUGACCUCAACCCUGUCAAGUGCUUCUUCAGUCUUGAGUUCGAAAAUCGAUCGGUCUUUCUCCAACGAGUUCUUGUGGUCAUGUUACAAGGAAAACCCACAUGUAGUUCGGAUUAAUUCACUCAAAGAAGCAAGCUUUUCCUCAUCAUCACUGCCACAGAAGCCGCUUUUGCCAGCAGCAGUGAAGAAGAAGCAGCCAAACCUGAAAAACGCAAAUGCGUCUGUUACACCUCAGAAGAGAGUGAGGUCAAGUUCACCAACCCCAUUAACAAGACAAAAGAGCUUCCGAAAAGAGCCAGAGAGGCCGCCUAUGAUCUCUGCAUAUUCUCACCCAAGUAGAAUCUUGAGGUCACCUUCUCCAAGCAGAAGGUUCAACAUGGCAAACCCACCAAAAGAAUCAAGCCAUUCAAAGCCUAACGCGUUGAAUCUCAGGCCUGCAGCAAGUUCAAAUUACAGCAAUUCAAGCCGGCUGCUUAGACCUUAUUUGAGGAGCAGAGAAACAGAGACGCGCAUUCACAGGAUCAGCUCCAAAAUUGAUGAGGUUGCAGUUGGAGAAGCUCUAGCUGACAAUAUGGACUCUCUUCCAGCUGAGGACAUUGACAACCCCUUAAUCUCUCUCGAUUGUUUUAUCUUCCUCUAG
Molecule: messenger RNA, 867 nt
Organism: Prunus armeniaca (apricot)
Lineage: Eukaryota; Viridiplantae; Streptophyta; Magnoliopsida; Rosales; Rosaceae
Source: the annotation of a GenBank genome assembly